Messenger RNA from Cylicostephanus goldi, 357 nucleotides. NCBI's taxonomy places the organism in Eukaryota, Metazoa, Nematoda, Chromadorea, Rhabditida, Strongylidae. The record is from the annotation of a GenBank genome assembly.
AUGCUUAUAAUCGAAUAUCUAGGACCCGACCCAGAUGAUGAACUUGACGCCGGUUAUACAGGUGGUGAUGGUGCCUUCCACCUAGAAGGAGGCACUGCAGAACUGACACCCAUCGAUCCGGUCUUCAAAGUCUAUCAUGACUGUGACGAUGGAAUCAAGCCUGGUUCACGCAAAGUCAAAUUCUACCUUCCUAAGAGCUACAUUACUGAAGGCAAGAAAGCAAAGAAAGUUUUUGAUAUUGGAGAAUUGAACUUGGAAACGAUUUUCCCGGGAGAGGAACGUGAGAUGAUUGUUUCGCGUAGAAGACGUGACCGAACGUUCCGUGAAUUUCUCUUCGACGACAACUACGACGAUUAA